AUGAAUACUCUGGCUUGCCAUAGAGAAGCGCUCUUGCUCAGCACAGUGGAGUGCAUCGCUUUUGCCGCUCAGAAUGUUCACGAAAUCAUGCUGCACUUAUCAGAAGUUCCACGCUCCAGCGUGAACAACAUCUUUAAAGCCACCCAGAAGCUUGAUGAGCUGAAGAGUCAGCUGAACUGGGAUCAGCAGACCCUGGAGGCCUGGCUGCAGGAAUCAGCACACAAGGAUGAAGACACCAUGGCUAUCAUCAAGUACGCCAAGCAAGACGAAAGCAAGAUUCGAGAGUUGACGCUGAACAUUGAGAAGUUGACUCUUGAAGCCAACCAGAAGAGAAAAGCCUUGGACAGUGAAGUCACUGAGACUGUUACAGCACAGGUUGCUCUUGACAAGACAGCCGAGAGCUUUCGUCAGGCUCACAUUGAGAGACAAGAGAUGAUCAGCCAGUGGGAGAGCACCAUUGAACAAAUGAGAAAAAGAGACCAGGAGAUACAGCAGUGUGCCAUGAUGCAGGCAGAGAUGAACCAAGUAAUAAGAGAGAAGAAUUAUUUGCUCAAGGAGAGGAAGGACUUCAUGGAGCGUGAGAUAGAGAACAAUAAAGAGCUGGAGAGGAAUAUAAGUGCGGCUGAACGUCAGGCGCUUCGACUCAGGCAGCAGCAUCAGGAAGAGGAGAGGAGCCAAAGGCGUCUGCAGGAUGAGGUGGAAGUGCUGAAGGGAACUUUAGACCGAACAGCCACAGAUGUGGAGACCACCCGAUCUCAGUUAACCAGCAUGAAAAAGGACAUUCAGGACAAAACAGCAAAAGUUGAAGAGGCAAAGCUGCAUAACGCUGCUCUGAAGGAGAAACUGCAGAUGGUGACAGAGGCGGUGCUGGAUGGUGAAGAACAAGCAGCACAGAUGGAGCAACUGCACAGAGAACAGGAACAGAACAUCAAAGAGAUCGAUGCUCAGCUGCUCUGGCAGAGAGAGCUCAUGUUCAGAAAGAGUAAGGAGUUGCAGGGACUGCGUGAUAAAGAGAAGAACACCACAGCUGAGAUCUGCGCCACCCGGGCCGCUAUCUCCAACCUCGACAGCAGACUCAGCAAACAGGACCAGAACUUGCUCAAACAGCAGAUGAUAAUUUCCAACCAGGACUUUCAGAUCCAGAUGCUGGAGAGGAAGACUUUACACUUGCAGGGGAAGGUGAACACAGAAGAAAAGGAAGCUCUGGAGAAGAAGGCCUCUGAUCUGGGUGAAGCUCUAGAGGAGAAGAAGAGGACAGCCGCCACCCUCACCACACAGCUGAAGAAACUGCAGGAUGAUAUCCGCUGUGUUAGGAAAGACACAGAGAAGAUCGGAACAGAAAAGAGAGAACUGACCUCCAAGAUCCAGGAGCUGGAACUCUUCAUUGACAACUCUGAGAAAGACCAGAAAAAACUCAGGCUCAAAAAACAGGACAGCAUGGUGGAGAAAGGUCUCCUGAAGAUGGAGGUGCAGCGGCUGAGAGAUCUGCUGUAUGACCGAGCAGAUGGAGUGCUGAGCCUGGAGAAGAGACGUCUGCAGCUGCAAGUGGCCAUGAAAGAGAGAGAAGAGGAGAUCCAUGUGCACAGAGAGAUGCUCGCUAAACAGGCCAAGCUCACUGAACAGGAGAGACAAGGGCUCAGUGCUGCGGUGAAUGAGAGACUGUUCAAAAUUGACAAGAUGAGGAAGAGGUACGAGAUCCUUACUGUUUCUAUGGCUGCACCAGAGGGAGAAGAGGAGAAAUCCCAGGCCUACUUCAUUAUAAAGGCAGCUCAAGAGAAAGAAGAGCUCCAGCGGCAAGGGGAUGAUUUGGACGGCAAAAUCCGCAAGACAGAGAAAGAGAUCCACGCAUUGGAGAACACCCUGCAGGUUGUCAACAGCUGCAAUACAACCUAUCGCAAGGCCCUGACCAAAGUCACAGAGUCCAGUCCUGCGCACCAGGAGAAACUGAAGCUGGAGGAGCAGAGACGAGCAGCCGAGGAGAAAUACAAAUAUAAAAAACGGCAAAUCCGAGAACUGCAGGAGGACAUUGAAAGCAUGUCCCGCACAUUGGAUGGUCUUCUUCAAGAGGAAGCAGUCCAGAAUGAGACAACUGGGAGGACUCAAGCACAUGUGCUCUCUCUCAACAAAGACAUCCUCUCUCAGGAGGAGAAACUCAAUAGAGCCAUCAAACAGUGUGCCAAACAUACCAGGGAAAUUCGGUCUGCUAAAAACACCAAAGAGAAGACCUUUGAGGAACGUGACAUAGAGCUACGUGAACUCAGAGAUUUAAAUAAAAGCAUAAAUAAGAUGCUCCUUGAAGCCAUGGAGGAGAAUCCUGACCUUUCAUCUGCACUGCAGAUACGUUUUAUGCAGGCUGGUCUGUCCCUGCCCUCUCCCGCUUCCACUCCAUCCAGUCGUCUGAGCUCAAAGAUCAGCUCAGCCCGCAGUUCUGCUUCACUCCAUCGAUCCUCAAAUCCCUCAGCCAGCAGCAGUCCCAGAAGCCAGUCUGUCACGUCCCCUGCAGUGAAGACAGUGGAUCUGGGUUUGGGCCUCUCCGUCACGUCCCCGCAAGGGUCUCGGCCGCCCAGCGCUAGCAGCAGCAGCAGGAGCAGCAAGUGCAAAAGCCCUUAAUUCAGUGUUUCUUUAAAAUGGCUUUGGCUGUUUAAAAUUCACUUUUAUGUUUUUGUUUCCUAGAAGUUAGUUUCAAGCAGAAGUACUAUAACACAGUUUGAUAAUUGACCUUUUUCACAAAAAUGCUUUUGUUUGAAAGUGCAGACACAGGUCUUGUUUCAUUACUUGGAUUGUGUUACGUGGCAGCAACAAGAAAGAAACAAUAAAA
Messenger RNA from Sinocyclocheilus anshuiensis, 2818 nucleotides. Its product is annotated as coiled-coil domain-containing protein 39-like. NCBI's taxonomy places the organism in Eukaryota, Metazoa, Chordata, Actinopteri, Cypriniformes, Cyprinidae. The transcript has 18 exons. Gene Ontology annotation, cellular component: axoneme. The record is from RefSeq and is a predicted model, not a curated record. Gene Ontology annotation, biological process: cilium-dependent cell motility; epithelial cilium movement involved in determination of left/right asymmetry; inner dynein arm assembly. The coding region runs from base 1 to 2610 and encodes 869 amino acids.